Rasamsonia emersonii CBS 393.64 is the source of this 1305-nucleotide messenger RNA. RefSeq lists its product as uncharacterized. The coding region runs from base 1 to 1305 and encodes 434 amino acids. The transcript has 3 exons. The record is from RefSeq and is a predicted model, not a curated record. Lineage: Eukaryota; Fungi; Ascomycota; Eurotiomycetes; Eurotiales; Trichocomaceae.
AUGGCUAUUUUCGAUGACCUUUCCUGGUCCCCAGCCGCUCUGUACGCGCACAAGAUCAAUCCGACUCUCUGGCAGGACCUGAAUGAUGUCGAGAACUUUGGCUUUCUGAGUAUGCGAGUUUUUGAUCUUUUCUUCGUGGAUCUAGCUGAUGAUAGAUAUGCAGGAACACAAGUGCAGCCAUUCCACCUGGUGACUCCAGAUAAUGAGACGCUCUAUGGCUGGCAUAUCCUUCCACUUCACUUGUGCAGAGAGCACGAGGAAUUGCUCAACGAGCAUAUGUCUUAUGGGCCAGCAGAAGAUUAUACCAAGACGGUCGCCUACAAGCUUCUAGCGGAGGAUCCCAAUGCCCGAGUGGUCGUGAAUUGUAAGUGCCGGCCUCCAUCAAGCAGCCACCCCAAGCAGCCAGAUCUAACAGACUUGUCAGUCCACGGUAAUGCCGCUCAUCUUGGCUCUGCGUUGCGGCCAGAGAUGUACCGCAUGUACCUCGGCAUUUCGACGCCGUCCAACCCGGUCCACAUCUUUGCCAUCGACUAUCGAGGUUUCGGACUGUCGACGGGGUCUCCCACCGAAGAAGGAGUCAUCACGGACGGGCUCACGCUGCUCAACUUCCUGACCUCUUCGCCUCUGAACGUUCCUCCGUCUCGCAUUGCCAUCGUGGGACUGAGCCUGGGAACGGCGGUGACAUCAGCGGCGGCAGAGCGAUUCGCAUUUGGCGCGCCCGAGUCGGCGAUCAUCCAACCGGCGAUUAAAGAUCCGGAGCCCUUCGCGGGGAUCAUCCUGCUUGCAUCUUUCAGCAAUAUCCCGAACCUCAUCGAAUCAUACAGCUUGAAAGGCCUCACUCCGCCCAUGCUCUCUCCGCUGAUCGGCUACCCUCGCGCGCAGAAAUACUUCCUCGACCGGAUCUACGACCGGUGGGACACUGCGGCGCGCGUUGCGCGGCUGACAGGCGUAGGACCAACAGCGAAGGACGAGUCCGAUGCCGUCUACGCCAACAAAGCACUGGAUCUGACGAUCGUGCAUGCCCGCGACGACGUCGAGAUCCCAUGGUGGGAGGGUGCGCGAGUCUGGAAAGCAGCGAUCGGAGAGACAGAGAAGGGCGAACCGUCAGAAGGGAAAUUCGUCUACGAGCGUAUCGCAGAGAACGGCCUGACAGAGAUCCGCGUCUGGGAGAAGGAAGUCCAACCCGAGAAGGGUGCGAGGGCAGUGAAGAAAGUGAGAUGGGAGAAGGUUGGAUAUGGAGGACACAACCACGUCGGGGCAUAUUCCGUCGCCGCGCUUGCCGUGCUGAGGGCAUUCGAGGAGUAA